Messenger RNA from Hemibagrus wyckioides, 1110 nucleotides. RefSeq lists its product as uncharacterized. The record is from RefSeq and is a predicted model, not a curated record. Lineage: Eukaryota; Metazoa; Chordata; Actinopteri; Siluriformes; Bagridae. Gene Ontology annotation, molecular function: oxidoreductase activity. Bases 93 to 965 code for a protein of 290 amino acids. The transcript has 2 exons.
UAAGCAACCGGAAAGCCCAUUCCACCAAGUUUCCUGCAUGACUUUGGAGGGAAGCGGCAUUUUGUAUUAGUCCUGAAUUUGAACCUGUUUACAUGAUGCAGUCCACUAUGCAUGCAGCUGUCCUCAACUCUGGAACACAGAUUCCUCUCUUGGGCCUGGGCACGUACAAGCUACGCACUUAUGAAGAGCUGUACAAGUCCAUCAGUGCUGCCCUCGAUGCUGGCUAUCGUGCCUUUGACACGGCUGCAGCAUACGGUAAUGAAGCUCAACUAGGACGAGUCCUCAGGGAACUCCUGCCCAAACAUGGCCUAAAGCGUUCUGACGUGUUCCUCAUCAGCAAGCUUGGACCAGAAGACCACGGCCCCAGAGCCAAAGAGGGCUGUUUGAGGAGUCUGCAGCAGCUGGGUUGUGAAUACAUAGACCUGUAUCUGGUGCACUGGCCCGGAGUUGCGGAUUUGGAACCAACGGAUCCUCUCCAUGCCAAGUAUCGCUCGCAGAGCUGGGCUAUCCUGGAGGAACUCUAUGAUAGUGGCAAAAUCAAGGCCAUUGGGGUCUCUAACUACACAGUGAGCCAUCUUUUAGAGCUGCUAGGAAGCUGCCAUGUGCCUCCGGCAGUGCUGCAGAUGGAGUGUCACCCGAAACUUGUUCAGAAACAACUCAGGGAGGUAUGCAAAGAGGCAGGAGUUCACUUCCAAGCAUACUCGUCUCUCGGAAAGGGCGCACUCCUGGAGGAUCCGGAGGUGAAGGACCUGGCCGGGAGCCGUGGACGAACUCCAGCUCAGGUGUUACUCCGGUGGGCUGUUCAGCAGGGCAUUUCUGUUCUGCCUCGCUCAUCGCAGCCACAAAGCGUUCAGGAAAACAGCAGAAUCUUUGACUUUGAGCUAAGCAAUAAGGAAAUGCAGAGACUUUCAGACCUCAACUGCGAUACUAGGUAUUGUACAAGAGACUCCACCUCUAUUCGAUGAUAAUCUUGAUGAGUGUUUCAGGAACUGAGGAAUGAUUCAGGGCUUAAACAUGCCCGAUGUUCCACUCUAACAUUCAAGGCAAGUCGGCUAUGAUCUAGUGUGUUCAUUUUAUAAAAGUGUCAAUAAAGUAAUUGUUGCUCAACAU